AUGGCCUCACGCAUACCCCUCUCGUGGCGCCUGGCAGGCAGACGUGCCACCAGCAGACCCGUUCCUGUUUCUGCUUCUGUUCCUCUGGUUGCGGGCCGUGCCUCCUCGACUCCUGCGCCUUUAUCUUGGUCGUCGACCGCGCGCACUGCUUUCCGUACCGGCAAGCAACAUCAACAGCAGCACCGGUUUUACUCGUCACAGGGUGGCUCGAGCGGAAACAAGGACAAAGUCAAGUUUUGGCCCUUUAUCGCCGUCAUUGCCAUUGGUUCAGCCGGAUACGUUGCCUUGGUAAACCGCCGCGCAGACAUGUCCCGUACAACCGACUCCCAAACCCAGGGCCAGCUCCCCCCGCCCGCCAAAUCCUCACCGACCUUCUCCCCCUCCGACAUCACAGUCCUCUUUGUGCUCGGCGGCCCCGGCGCCGGCAAGGGCACGCAAUGCGCCAACCUCGUCAAGCAAUAUGGCUUCACGCACCUCUCCGCCGGUGACCUGCUCCGCGCCGAGCAAGAGCGCCCGGGCUCCCAGUUCGGCGACCUCAUCCGCGACUACAUCAAGAACGGGCUCAUCGUCCCCAUGGAAGUCACCAUCCAGCUGCUCGAAAACGCCAUGACCGAGUCCCUCCAGAAGAACGGCAACGCCACCAAGGGCCGCUUCCUAAUUGACGGCUUCCCCCGCAAGCUGGACCAGGCGCACAAGUUUGAGGAGUCGGUGUGCCCCGCCAAGAUGGUCCUCUUCUUCGACUGUCCCGAGAAGGUCAUGGAGGAGCGUCUGCUCGAGCGUGGCAAGACGAGCGGUCGUGCUGAUGACAAUGCCGAGAGCAUUCGCAAGCGCUUCCGCACCUUUGUCGAGACGAGCAUGCCUGUGGUGGAGUACUACGAGAAGCAGGGCAAGGUGGUUAAGAUUGAUGCUACGCCUACCCCGGAUAAGGUGUUUGCCAAGACACAGACGUGUUUGACCGAGAAGCUGGGUAGGGAGUUUUAA
Messenger RNA from Pochonia chlamydosporia 170, 981 nucleotides. Its product is annotated as uridylate kinase. NCBI's taxonomy places the organism in Eukaryota, Fungi, Ascomycota, Sordariomycetes, Hypocreales, Clavicipitaceae. Bases 1 to 981 code for a protein of 326 amino acids. Gene Ontology annotation, molecular function: ATP binding; UMP kinase activity. The transcript has 2 exons. The record is from RefSeq and is a predicted model, not a curated record. Gene Ontology annotation, cellular component: nucleus; cytoplasm. Gene Ontology annotation, biological process: UDP biosynthetic process; CDP biosynthetic process; 'de novo' pyrimidine nucleobase biosynthetic process.